Drosophila erecta is the source of this 1638-nucleotide messenger RNA. RefSeq lists its product as uncharacterized. The transcript has a single exon. The record is from RefSeq and is a predicted model, not a curated record. NCBI's taxonomy places the organism in Eukaryota, Metazoa, Arthropoda, Insecta, Diptera, Drosophilidae. Bases 71 to 1552 code for a protein of 493 amino acids.
UGUCUUUGAUCAAACUUUACUUUUAGACUGUCGAAAUUAUAGUUUUCAAAAUUUCAAAAAGUUCUUGAUCAUGAACAGACCUUCGGCGACCAAAAAGGAUCACGUAGUGCUGGUCACUCUUACAGAUUCCAAGCGACGUGCUUACUUGGAUGACCAAAGUAUGGAUAAUGAUAUCAGGCUCUUGGACAGCAAGUCAAUGCUCUUGAGGAUGCCCAAGAGCACAACUAAGCCCGCUAGCUUGGGGGAACCUCCUCGUUACUACCGCCACUUGGAGUUCGACGGCAUUGGGUAUGAAUUUGAUGGCCAUAUUAGGACAGAAGUGGGCGAUUUACUAGGUCAAAUGUUCCGUCACCGUCGCCACGGAAGUCUGCUGCGCAUCUCAUCCCAAAGAAAUCACAAUCCCAGCCUUUUGACCCGUCUCUUGGUCACUGAAGUCGACUUACUGAUGGCCGACAUGCGCUGCCGCCUGAAAGCAGUGAAUGUGGACUACUUCGAUGUCCGGAAGUUCGACAUGGUCAACAUGCUAGUGCAACCCACUGGGGUACCCAAACGCCGAAUGGUUUCACCUAGCGGAAAAAGUGUGUCCAGCACCAAGGAGCUGUUCCAGUGGCUAACGAAUGAUCUCACCCCGUUGAGGAGCCGUGGAAUUGGCGAUGACUAUUUGCACUUCGAGUUUGUGUACCGGGAUAGCCUGGUCUUGGAGCACAGGAUUCACCUCUCAGUGUUUCACAUUUUUGGCAGCGAAAACCGACCAGAUUUGGUGGAGUUCUUCACGAGCUUGCCAUCGGGCAGGCAAAAUGGAAGCACCCUUCUGAACGACUGCCUGAAGGAGUCCUUUGACUUCAAGAGCCCUGCUCCUGCAGUAGUGAUGUUCGAGCUGCCCAUAGCUCCUGACUUAAAGGAUUCCAGGCGCCAGAUCCUAAAGAUGGCCGAUGUGGCCUUUGGCUGUCUCGAGAAAGCUCGGAAAAUGAUGUCCAAGUCCAAGUGCAAGCCCGUUUCUCAAAGUUCUACCAACUUGAGCAAAGUAAGUAGAUCAUCCGGAGCGCAGAGCUCCCUAAGAUCAGUGCCCGAUAUUUCCCUGGCCCACUGGCGUCGAACGGCCAAGUUCUCAGAUGAGGACUACAAUGGUCUGGCACAUUGGUACGGGCGCAUAGACUCCAAGUUUGCAGAGCUAAAACUGGCCAUGGAGCAGCAUCUUGUGGAUCUGUACAGGAGGAAAAGUUUGGAUCUGCGAAGCGAAAUAAGAUCAAUAAAUCAAGAUCCUAGCGAGGAGAAUGACGAAAGCGGCGGCGAUGGAGUGAGACCUCAAAGGCCGCCCAGAGAUCUUCGUUCCUCCAGUAAAAUAUAUUCCAUACUGAAGAAGGAUUUCAAGAAGCUCGAAACUGAAGCGGAGGCAACUACGUUCGCUCCAACGCUCAGAGUUUACAUCAGCACUAAGAACUACGAACUUUCGGAGGCGGAAAAAGCCCUCAAGCAAAGGGAGGUGGAGAAUCUAAGACUCGGCUUGAUCCAGUACAUCAGUACGUCGGACUCCAGCGUUUCGGGGGACUAGAAGUUUAGCUAAAUGUCAUCCUGCUCUUGUGAUGUGUAGUGAAACUCCUUUUCCCAGGGGAACUAAUAAAUGCGCUCCAUUUAGUU